Fusarium coffeatum is the source of this 978-nucleotide messenger RNA. RefSeq lists its product as uncharacterized. The record is from RefSeq and is a predicted model, not a curated record. Lineage: Eukaryota; Fungi; Ascomycota; Sordariomycetes; Hypocreales; Nectriaceae. Bases 1 to 978 code for a protein of 325 amino acids. Gene Ontology annotation, molecular function: magnesium ion binding; ATP phosphoribosyltransferase activity. Gene Ontology annotation, cellular component: cytoplasm. The transcript is spliced from 4 exons. Gene Ontology annotation, biological process: L-histidine biosynthetic process.
AUGGAUCUUGUCAACAGUCUCGAAGGUCGCCUUCUGUUUGCUGUCCCCAAGAAGGGUCGCCUCAAUGCUGCUACACUUAACCUCCUCGAGGGCGCCGACGUCCAAUUCCGCCGCGAGAACCGCCUCGAUAUUGCCCUUGUCAAGAACCUGCCGAUCGCUCUGAUCUUCCUUCCCGCCGCCGAUAUCCCUACCUUUGUUGGCGAGGGUCGUUGUGAUCUUGGUAUCACUGGAUGGGACCAAGUUCAAGAGCACGAUGCCUCAGUUCGCGCCUACAACCACCUGCGACGCAGCUCAGUCGACCUAAGCUCCACCGAGGACAAGGUUGCUGGCUCUGACAUGGUUAUGGAAUUGGGCUUUGGUAGCUGCAAGCUCCAGGUUCAGGUCCCCGAGAAGGGCCAGUACAAGACCCCUGAGGACCUUAUUGGCAAGACCAUCGGAACCAGCUUCGUUAACCUCGCUGCCGACUACUUCCUCAAGCUUGAGCAGGGCAAUGUUGCUGAUGGCGAGGUGUCACCCCGCAAGAUGCGCACAAAGAUUGUUGAGCUGAGCGGUAGUGUCGAGGCUGCCUGUGCUCUUGGUGUUGCUGAGGGUAUUGUCGAUCUUGUUGAAUCUGGAGAGACGAUGCGAGCUGCUGGCCUCAAGGCCAUUGACACUGUUGUCGACUCUACUGCUGUGCUCAUCAAGUCGAAAUCGCCCUCCAACCCCGAGCUUAUCGACCUCAUCACUUCGCGCAUCCGAGGUGUUAUUACCGCAAAGAGCUACGUUCUUUGCCAGUACAACGUCGAGCGAAGCCGUCUGGCCGAGGCGACUCAGAUCACUCCUGGGAAGCGCUCGGCAACAGUUACAACUCUCGACGAGGAGGGCUGGGUUGCUGUGAGCUCCAUGGUUGAAAAGAAGAAGAUCGCCCUAGUUAUGGACAACUUGACCCGAAUUGGCGCUGAAGAUAUCCUUGUGCUGGAUAUUCACAACGCACGAUAG